AUGGCAGAUGUAGCCGAAACUUCAGAGAUUGGGCUGCCUACUGAUAGCAGGGAAGCUGCUGUUGUAGAGGAAGAGAAAGACUUAGACCAAACGAAAUCCGAUGAUGCAGGUGAACACAAAAACGGUGAUGUAUGUGCACCAGGCACUGAACCAGCACCUGAACCAGAGGCAGGGCCAAGGCCAGAAGCAGAUAAUUCCCCAAAACAUCCCCCGUUGGCCAUAAUUGAGGGCAAGGUCAGCGACUCAUCAGGCGAAGAAGCUGUCCCAAUCGAUUUUGUUACGAUGGGCAUGUUUAUAAUUGACGAUAUCGACUUCAUUCCGCCAACUCCGCCUGUCAAAGACAUCCUUGGUGGUGCUGGCACCUACUCAGCCCUUGGGGCUCGCCUGUUCUCCCCCCCACCCAAAUCUGCUUCGGUUGGCUGGAUUGUCGAUCAGGGCUCGGAUUUCCCGCCCUCUCUCUCUACGCUCAUCGAUAGCUGGUCCACCUCGGCUCUGUUCCGUCAUGACGGGCUUCGUUUGACCACGCGAGGUUGGAACGGCUAUGAAGGCACUACCGAGAAGCGAGCUUUCAAAUACCUGACUCCCAAGAAACGGUUGACUGCUCAGGAUCUGACACCACCGCUGCUUAAAUCACGGUCGUUCCACCUGAUAUGCUCGCCAAAUCGAUGUAGGGAUCUUGUCUCCGAGAUCACCUCACUUCGAAAGAAGGUCGUGCCCCUUGAGACAUAUACCAAACCCAUCUUCAUCUGGGAGCCUGUGCCUGAUCUGUGUACCCCUGACGAGUUGCUCAAUUGCACCAACUGCUUACCUCUUGUCGAUAUCUGCAGCCCGAACCAUGCAGAAUUGGCUGGGUUCAUGGGUGACGGUGGACUUGAUCCAGAAACAGGUGAGAUCUCUACCAUUGCUGUAGAAAGAGCCUGCGAGCAGCUUCUUGCAAGCAUGCCUCUGCAGUCAUUCUCUCUUGUUAUCCGAGCUGGCGAGAAGGGAUGCUACAUCGCCAAGAAUGGAGGAAGAAAGCGAGGCCGUGACCCCAAGGCGACCAAGCGACGAAAGAAAGAUUAUGUUAGGGGUGGCCUUCAGCCAGACACGGAUAUGGAGGCUUUGUUUGCCGGCCUUCUCCAAGAUGCCGAUGGUAUUGUGGCUCGCGAAGAGAUCGAGGUCGAUCCUGGUGUCGAGAAAUGGGUUCCCGCCUAUCACACCGAUCCAUCCAAGGUUAUUGAUCCUACGGGAGGUGGGAAUACCUUCUUAGGCGGCCUCGGUGUGGCUCUGGCCCGAGGCGAGAGUCUUGAGGACGCUGUAGCCUGUGCCACUGUUGCCGCAAGCUUCGCCAUUGAGCAGGUCGGUGUUCCAACGAUUGGUAGAGAUGCCGAAGGCCGCGAGGCUUGGAAUGGACAUAAUGUUGAGGACCGUCUCCGCGAAUUUCGCAAACGUCUAUGA
Molecule: messenger RNA, 1437 nt
Organism: Fusarium mangiferae
Lineage: Eukaryota; Fungi; Ascomycota; Sordariomycetes; Hypocreales; Nectriaceae
Exons: 2
Coding region: 1-1437 (478 amino acids)
Source: RefSeq, a predicted model, not a curated record